Molecule: messenger RNA, 1219 nt
Organism: Arabidopsis thaliana (thale cress)
Lineage: Eukaryota; Viridiplantae; Streptophyta; Magnoliopsida; Brassicales; Brassicaceae
Gene: LSH10
Product: LIGHT-DEPENDENT SHORT HYPOCOTYLS-like protein (DUF640)
Exons: 2
Coding region: 225-758 (177 amino acids)
Cellular component (GO): nucleus
Source: RefSeq, marked reviewed
GUUAAGAGAGAGAGAGGAAGAAAGAAAACAAAAUUUUGAAAGGGCCCAUAACAUGUCCUCUCUAACGUCAACAUCAUCUGCUACUAUUACUUUCACCCUCUCAUCAAACUCACUCAACCUUUCAUCUUUCUUUCUUAUUACAUAAUUCUUCAGAUCCAUAAAACAAAUUGAUCCCUUAACCUUCUUCACCAACAUCUCUCUUACACUCAACAAGAGAUCAUAUCAUGUCCUCUCCAAGAGAAAGAGGAAAGAGUUUGAUGGAAUCAUCAGGAUCAGAGCCACCGGUGACACCAAGCCGUUACGAGUCGCAGAAGAGACGUGACUGGAACACUUUCGGACAGUACUUGAAGAAUCAGAGACCGCCUGUGCCGAUGUCUCACUGCAGCUGUAACCACGUGCUUGAUUUCCUCAGGUACUUAGACCAGUUCGGUAAGACAAAGGUGCACGUGCCUGGCUGUAUGUUCUACGGCCAGCCUGAGCCACCAGCUCCUUGCACGUGCCCUCUCAGACAAGCUUGGGGAAGUCUUGACGCUUUGAUCGGACGGCUGAGAGCGGCUUACGAGGAGAACGGUGGACCUCCGGAGACUAACCCUUUCGCUAGCGGAGCGAUAAGGGUUUAUCUGAGGGAGGUUAGGGAGUGUCAGGCUAAGGCUAGAGGGAUUCCUUACAAGAAGAAGAAGAAGAAGAAGCCAACGCCGGAGAUGGGAGGUGGGAGAGAGGACUCUUCUUCCUCCUCCUCUUCCUUCAGCUUCUCUUAAGAGAUUCUCCAUCGUCGUGAAAGACUUUGUGAACUUGGCAGGAUCAGUAAGUCUCAAAGAGGGAUCAAAUGUAAAAGAGACCUCAAAUCUAUCUACUGGUAUCUUCAACAUAUCUUUCGGGACCAUUUUUGCAGCUCUUCGUCCCCUCCUCUUCAUUUCCGCAGAUCUCCGUCGUCAUAAAUAUCUUCAUCUAUUCUCUUAUUAAGCUCUAUUCAUAUUUAUUCUCUUAUUAAGCACUUUUCUUUUGAAUAAAGUAAGUGUAAAGAGUUUAUAUAUUGAAUUCAGGUGUGUUUUGUACUUCUUAUGUGGAUCAGCGUACUUCUAUGUCUUAUAUAAGUCCAACAUAUUGGAUUUAAAUGAAAAUUACAAUGGACUAUAUAUGGUGGAAUAGCAGAGUCCGAUGACCAAUUAUAAUUUUUGUUUUUGGAGUAUUCUAAAAUUGAUGGAUCGACGUAAUUAUA